Messenger RNA from Drosophila suzukii, 422 nucleotides. RefSeq names its product tubulin polymerization-promoting protein homolog. NCBI's taxonomy places the organism in Eukaryota, Metazoa, Arthropoda, Insecta, Diptera, Drosophilidae. The record is from RefSeq and is a predicted model, not a curated record.
UGUACACAAACGAUUUAAUGCACUGCUAAACAAAAAUUUGCCAUGGCCGAUGAUGAAGAUAAACCAAAAAAGCACACCCUAGACUCACUGUUCCUGGUUUAUUGCAACUUCCAGGUUAUACCCACGGACAUCGAAAACGAGGUGUUCGACAGCAUACUCCUCUCUCAACUGGAUGCCUGGCUGGAGCAAGCUAAGCUUAUGCCGAAUCCUAUCACCCGAACCCAAACUGGUCUCAUCUAUAUGCGAUACAAAAAAUGGCGCUUGGAAUAUGAAGACUUUCUGGAGGUUCUAAACAGCUUGGCCUCUGAUAACGACUUACCAAUAGAUGAAAUGAAGCAGGUGAUGAUCGAUGCUGGAGUCCCAAGCGGUGCCGAUAUGGUCGUAGUCGUCAAAUAGAUGGUCUAGUGCAUCACUGUGGUUCA